Molecule: messenger RNA, 4159 nt
Organism: Papaver somniferum (opium poppy)
Lineage: Eukaryota; Viridiplantae; Streptophyta; Magnoliopsida; Ranunculales; Papaveraceae
Product: glutamate receptor 2.7-like
Exons: 5
Coding region: 41-2611 (856 amino acids)
Cellular component (GO): plasma membrane
Molecular function (GO): glutamate-gated receptor activity
Source: RefSeq, a predicted model, not a curated record
AUCAGAGCAUUGAGGUAGGUGAUUUUUCAUUUUUAUAAGAAUGAAAAAAAUGAGUCGAUUUCUCAUCUUUUUAUUCUUCUGUCUUCCAUUUUCCUUUGUCGAACCUCAAAACAAUGGAGUCAGGAACGGCAUAGCCAUUUUUCAUGUUGGAGUGAUUCUCGACUUAACUUCGACAGUCGGGAAUGUUACUGAUACAUGCAUUUCUAUAGCAAUUUCCGAUUUCUACAAAUCUCAUCCUAAUCAGGCUACGAGGGUAGUUACUCAUACACGGAACUCGAAAGGUGACGCUAUUACUGCGACCACUGCAGCCUUAGAUUUGAUAAACACUGUCCGGGUGAAAGCAAUCAUAGGCCUGGAUUCAUCGGUAGGAGCAGAAUUUGUUGCAUAUAUUGCUAGCAAAGCUCAUGUACCAAUCCUCUCCUUAUCUCCUACCCAUUCGUCCAUUUCUUCCACUCAAGUUCCUUACCUUAUUAGAGUUGCCCAAAAUGACUCGUCACAAGUAAAGGCGAUUGCGGCCAUCAUUCAAGCAUACAAGUUUAAGGAAUUAUCCAUCAUUCAUGAUGAUAGCCCAAUUGGGUCCGCUCUGGUGCCAUCCCUUACAGUUGCUCUUUCUGAUGUUGAUGCUCAAGUAUCUAAUAGAACCAUCCUACCGAGCAUGGAAAAUGCAACGAUAAUCAACAAUAGUUUGCUUAAAUUAAAAAGCAUGAAAUCCAAGGUCUUCAUUGUUCAUAUGUCACCCUCUUUAGCUGCCUCUUUCUUCUUAAAUGUUCAUAAGCAGGGAAUGAUGAGUAAAGGGUAUGUGUGGAUUAUCACGACCGCCAUUGCUGAUGUUAUGUCCUACAUGGAGCCUUCCGUUUUAAGUUCCAUGGAUGGUGUUAUCGGUGUCAAAACUGAUGUGCCGGAAACCAAGUCUCUUAAAAAGUUUAGUAUUCAAUACCAAAAGCGUUUUAAGCAGAAUAAUCGAAAAUUAUAUAGACCACAACCUAACAUACAUGCACUGCAGGCAUAUGAUGUAAUGUUUCUGAUGGCUAUGGUAGCUAACAAAGUUCAGCCGCGUUUUAACGAUAAAAACUCUUUAUCACCGCCGGCAAAUGAGAAAGAAAAUCGAAAUGUCUCUGAUUUGUUUGACAAUGGUGUCUCUCUCAUGGGUCCAAAAUUAUUAGAAACAAUUCUGGCGGCAAGAUUUGCAGGGCUCAGUGGUGAGAUUCAGUUUAUAGAUGGGCAGUUAAAGUCAAAUACUUACAAAAUUGUUAACCUUCUUGGUGGAAGUGAUCGAACAAUCGGGUAUUGGACACCGGGGGUUGGCUUUUCGAAGACCCUAAAUCAAAAUGACAUGCAAAAACACUAUUCAGCAAAUGAUGAUGACCUUGCAAGUGUUACAUGGCCAGGAGGGUCCAAAGAUACUCCAACAGCUAUUACCCUAACUGUUGGAGUCCCUUAUAAAACUGGUUUUGUUGAAUUCAUGAAUGCUAGCCAUGAUAACUACACUAACUCGUGGAAGGUAACUGGCUUUUCAAUAGAUGUAUUUGAAAACGUGAUGUAUGGAUUGCCAUAUAAAUAUGAUUAUGUCCCAUAUCAAAUAAAUGGAGCUGCAGCAGGGAAUUACAGUAAUCUAACUUACUGUGUCUACAUGAAGCAAUUUGAUGCUGUCGUUGGAGAUGUGACUAUUGUUGCUGAUAGAUCAAGACAUGUGGAGUUUAGUCAGCCAUAUACAGAACCUGGAGUUCGCAUGAUUAUACGAGACGAAAACCUCACUAAUAGACUCUGGUGGUUUCUAGGGUCUUGGUCAAAGGAUCUGUGGUUUACAACCAUCGCAUUCUUCCUGCCGACUGGGUUUUGUGUUUGGAUAUUUGAAAGAGGCAAAAACUCAGAAUUCCAAGGACCAUUAUCACAACAAUUGGGGAAAUAUCUCUCCUUUAGCUUUUCAAUUUCAGUUUUUGCACAUAAAGAGCAACUUGAAAGCAACUACUCUAGAUUCAUUGUGAGCCUAUGGAGCUUUGCGGUUUACAUUCUAAUGGGAUGCUUCAUUGCAAAUUUAACAUCUAUGUUGACGGUCAAGAAUCUUCAAAUCGAUAGAGUUACUGGAUUUGUUGGGUACCAAAAUGGAUCAUUUGUACACGACCUCUUGAUCAAUGAUUUAGGAUAUCACCCCUCGAAGCUCGUUAAACUUUCUACAAUAGAUGAGUACGCCAGCGCUCUAAGAAAUAGAAGCUUGUCUGCAAUCUACGAUGAGAUACCUUAUAUUAAAGUUUUCCUGGCCCGCCAUUGCAGUGAGUUCACAGUUGCUGGACCUACAUAUCAAGCUGGCGGCUUCGGCUUUGUUUUUCCACUAGAGUCUCCACUGGUAUCCUAUGUUUCUCAGAGGGUUUUGGAGUUCACAGAGAGAAACACGAAAGAUGUUGAAGGAAAAUGGUUUGGUACUCACUCAUAUGCAUGUUAUGAUACUUCCCAGAAUGAUAAUACAGCAUCGAGCCAGCAGCUUCAUUUUUAUAGCUUCAGAAACGUCUUCGUCACUGUGGGGGUUGCAUCAGCCUUAACUCUCUGUUUAUCUUUGCUUCUAAUUUGGUAUGUAAAAGUACAAAACAAAAUGCCAGUCUAUCUGAUACGGUAAUACCGACAGAUAAUACUGAAAUCCCCAUGGAGAGAACCAGAGUCAUCAUGAUAGACCAAAUUCAUGAACAAGAGUCAUAUCUUACUUAAUGCUUGGCGAAAAGCAGGAAUUUGCAGAAAAUCUCAAGGUGACAAACCAAAACAACCAUGUUUAAAUUAUUACAUGAAAAAAACUAAGAAAAAUGUAAUGCCCGCGAAAACAAAUAGGUAAAGAUUUUAUAUAUUUUUUGUCUUUUUUUGUCGUUACUUUAUGGUUCAAUUUCUACCUGAGGUCAUGCCUUCGACGCCAAAAAUUUCAUGAGAACAAUAUCAUGGAUAUACAUCCCUCCAGCUUCUUCCAUGGUGUGGAAAAAAAAGGAAACAUCAAUUCUUCUCAAACAAGUGAAACCUUCACUUUUGCUUGCAGACUGCAGUAUUAUAGAUCUAAUCUUUCUCAUGCUUAAUUCAUGUCACUCAGCUGGAUUUCAUUAUUAUGAUCCCUUCUAAAAUCUCAUCCAUACACCUAAUGAAGAUCUAUAGCUACUGCAGGAUCCCUCUGUCUCUCUUUUCCUCUCACCCUCUUUAUCAAUAGUAAGAAAAACAGAUAGCCAUCUUCUGACUCCAUUUCAUUUAUCAUGCUAGUGGCUGUUGUUCUCUUAUAUCCAUGAUUCCAUUUCAUUUAUCAUCCUGCAACUCUGAUUCUGCCUUCUUCAGGACCUGGUCUAGAUACCUUAUUCUACCAGGCUGCAAUAUCACGAAUGAAAGAACCAGACAGUGAGCAGAGAGGAACAAGGAUUUGUAACAAGAAGGAAUGUACUAGCACAUUAGUACACAGUAAACAUUGGUGAACUCAAAUGAAUAAGGAAAACAGAAAGUAAUUUAUCAACAUGAACCCGAGAAUGCGCGUACAAAUUCAAGAACAAAAGUAAUUGCAAGUAGCAAACAGUGCACACCUCAGAGAUGCAGAGCGCACCAGUAGUUGUAUUGAUUGUAGUUAGAUACUGAAUACAAAUUAAUCUUUUCCUCUCAUUGCUACCACUGAUUAAGAAGAGCUUGGUACCUCAAAUGUGAUAGAUAGAUUGACAAUCUGACAAACUGUAACCACCCAGAAUAGGAGAAUUUACACAUCAUCUCUUCCUUAAUAAGAAAUUUUUCGAAAAAUCAUUGUGAAAUAUGGAUUUCUUAACUGCUCUUUUACACUUCCUUGUUAUGGGUUUCUUGGCUUGUGCGCUGCACUUGAAUAUUAGUAGCACAAGGAGCUGGAGUGACAUUCUAGAGAUAUGAGUUUGUUAUUAUAUGAAGUUUUGGGGGCCAGUCACAACAGUACAUGAUAAAAUUAUGUAUAACAAAAUAAGUAAUAUUUUGUAAAAGUCCAGUGCACAAUAUCUUUACCACAGUAGCUCAUAACUUGUACUUUCUGAGAGAGGGAGGGUGAGAAAACCUAUGUUGAUGAGCAUAAUUCUCCCAGAUCAUCAAAUCUAAGGCUACAACAGCCACUGUUUCUAGUGCUGCUAACCAAGAGCUGUUGAUAAAAAAUGAGAUGAAAAAAUCUUGUGAGGUUUAUUAUUCA